AGGGGAUAUUCAAAUAUCUGCGUAACGUUCAUGAGGAACUGCAAUCAUGAUUCUUGCACUUAUCACUUUUGUGUAUAAGCUAAAAAUAUUCGUCCUUAAGAUCCUCCAGCUGCUUCUAUUAAAGUCUUCCUUGAGUGCCUAUUUUCAGUCUUCCUGGUCUGAUCUUGAAAAAAAUCAUACGAAGUUACCGAAAAUACCACAACAUAUAUCAUUUGUGAUUUUUGAGGAAAUAUUCUCUGCACAAGAUAUUGCAAAUUUGGUAAUAUGGUGCUCAGCGAUCGGUGUUUCGUACCUUUCACUGUCUGAUAUGAAGGGCAAUAUUUUGCAUCUAAGAGAUAGUGUUGAACAGUUUAUCAAAGAAAAAAACUAUUCUGUAAAGAAGAACAAGGAAGCCAAAUCUUCUGUCAUAUACAGUCCUUUGAGUCGUGUACUGUCAAAAAUCACUGUGAACUAUCUUGGUUGUGAUGAUGGAUUUGAUCAGAUAUGUCAGUCUGCACGUUACUUAAGCACAUCUGCCAGUACUCUUACGGAUGAAAAGGUCAACCAAACGAUUGCUGAAUUAACUAAAGUUCCAGAUGUUGACCUCACUAUUCACUGUGGAUUGUCUUCAAGUUUCUCUGGUCUUUUGCCAUGGCAAAGUCGGUUUUCGGAGUUCAUACAAUGUCCUUCUGUGCGAGGCCUUCGGCUGUCUGACUUCCAUCAAAUUGUAUGUCGUUUUGGGAUGGUCAAACAACGCUGGGGUCGUUGAAAAGAUUUCGCGAUUCUUUUCUAUACACAUAGUCAUAAUAAUCACUCUAGUAACAACUGUCAUGUAUUUCUGUUCACUGUUAGACUAUUUCAGACUGCUGUCAGUAAAAACUACUGCUAUGUUAAUAAUGUAUGGUUAGUUCUCUACUUUACUCUAUCAAGUCCUUCAAUUUAUAUAUAUAUAUAUAUAUAUAUAUAUAUAUAUAUAUUUGUAACCUGUACCAUUUUAUACUACUCGUAUUUGUAUGAAAAGAAUAUUGAUGUUAUUUUACUUCCUCUUUUUUCCUCGCACUAAAAUUGUACAGUAUUAUAAUAACUAAACCGAUGGCAAUACUGUUCACAAUUUUCAGUAACUUUUCUCCUCUGUGUUGUUCACUGACUUAAUGAGCAUGUACAUACGAGCUAUAUUUAUCUGACUAGGUUUUUUGUGUUUAUUACUAUUAUUGUUAUUCCAAUUACACUGGUAGCAACAACUUCUUUAAAUAUUAAUAACUUAUUUUAC
Molecule: messenger RNA, 1249 nt
Organism: Schistosoma curassoni
Lineage: Eukaryota; Metazoa; Platyhelminthes; Trematoda; Strigeidida; Schistosomatidae
Source: the annotation of a GenBank genome assembly